This is a messenger RNA of Nanorana parkeri, 924 nucleotides long. RefSeq names its product olfactory receptor 6B1-like. Gene Ontology annotation, cellular component: membrane. Bases 1 to 924 code for a protein of 307 amino acids. The transcript has a single exon. Gene Ontology annotation, biological process: G protein-coupled receptor signaling pathway. The record is from RefSeq and is a predicted model, not a curated record. NCBI's taxonomy places the organism in Eukaryota, Metazoa, Chordata, Amphibia, Anura, Dicroglossidae. Gene Ontology annotation, molecular function: G protein-coupled receptor activity; olfactory receptor activity.
AUGGAAAAUCAGACUAAUGUAAAGGAGUUUAUUAUUCUUGGUUUCUCAAACAUAUGGGAGUACCAAAACCUCCUGUUUGUGUUUUUCUCGAUAUUGUAUAUCAUCACUGUCACUGUAAAUAUAUCCCUCAUCACCAUAAUUCGAAGUGUACGUCAGCUCCAUAAACCUAUGUAUUUCUUUCUUGGUAACUUAUCUUUCCUUGAAUUGGGAUAUAUAUCUGUGACUGUCCCAAAAAUUAUUAUAGACAUUCCAAGGAAAAGAAAAAGCAUUUCCUUUAAUGGGUGCAUCACCCAGCUCUUCUUCUUCACUUUUCUUGGUGCCACUGAGACCAUUCUUCUCUCAGUUAUGUCAUUUGAUCGGUUUCUGGCAGUGUGUUUCCCUCUACGCUAUACAAGCAUAAUGAGUCACAAGGUCUGUUUCAAUCUGACAGCUGCCUCCUGGGUGCUUGGUUUCUUGACCACAUCAUUUCCAAUUAUCCGGAUAUCACAGCUACAUUUUUGCAGUGCAAAUGUAAUUAACCAUUUCUUUUGUGAGUCAGCUCCCAUGCUCAAACUGUCCUGUUCUAACCCUUAUUUCAGAGAACUCACUGUUAUUGUCUGUGCAUCUUCAGUCAUCCUCAGCUCAGUUAUUUUAACUAUGAUGUCUUAUGGAUAUAUAUUAAAAGCUAUACUAAGAAUCCAAUCCACCAAUGGAAAACAAAAAGCUGCAUCUACCUGUGCUUCACACUUAUUGGUGGUAACGACUUUCUACUCAACAUUGUUUGCAAUGUACAUUAAGCCUACUGCAAGUGAAGGCUCCCUAAACAAAGUGAUGGCAUUAUUCUAUGCGGUCUUCACUCCCCUUGUCAAUCCCUUUAUUUACAGCAUACGUAACAGGGAAGUUAAAGAAGCCUUUUUGCGCCUCACAAAAAGAAAGUGGUUCUGA